This is a messenger RNA of Anneissia japonica, 1266 nucleotides long. Its product is annotated as F-box/WD repeat-containing protein 9-like. NCBI's taxonomy places the organism in Eukaryota, Metazoa, Echinodermata, Crinoidea, Comatulida, Comatulidae. The record is from RefSeq and is a predicted model, not a curated record. Gene Ontology annotation, biological process: ubiquitin recycling; proteasome-mediated ubiquitin-dependent protein catabolic process. Gene Ontology annotation, molecular function: ubiquitin binding. Gene Ontology annotation, cellular component: nucleus; cytoplasm.
AUGUCUAAAUUUAUCUUGCAGACUGAGAGAGUGAGAAUGAUUCACUCAACUACCAGACUCUGAGACAAGAUUUUUGCUUUAAGCAUUGAAUGAUACUUUAGGCUAAAUAGUAGGCCUACUUCUGCAUGUCACAUGCAAUUUAACAUUAUGAUGGGAUCAUCAGAAAUAUUUACAGAGACUAUUAAGCAGCUGUCUGUAGACGACCAAAUCAAUGAAGGACUUGUGGAAGAUUCCUCAGAUCCUCUGUCACAUCCCUCAUCAGAAUCAUUCACAGAGACUCUUAGGCAGCUGUCUAUAGAAGACCAAUUCAAUGAAGGACUUGUGGAAGAUUCCUCAGAUCCUCUGUCACGUCCCUCAUCAGAAUCAUUCACAGAGCACCUUAGACAGUUGUCUAUAGAAUCAGAAGACCAAAUCGAUGAAGAACUUGUUGACACUCUGUCACCUAUUUCUAUUUCUGAAGCGCCCCUAUGUUUAUUAGUCUUACCUACAGAAAUCCUACUACUUAUUGUCGAGUUUUUAGAUGCAAAGUUUGUGAUUGGAACGUUAAGUUUAGUUUGUAAGCGGUUUUAUAAACUUGUUUCUCAGGAUGCUGUAUGGAAGAUGCGUAUUAGAAAGACAUUUUCACGGCAAUAUCCAUUUAUCCCAGUCGAUGACAGGGACUUUGAUUGGGGCCAGGCAUGUUAUGAAAUUGAGCGUGAUUUAUUACUAUGGAGGAACUAUAAAGACAACAUGGAGUUCUACUCCCUCAACUGCAGCCAUAUUGCAUCAGUAGAUGCUGUUUGCUUGUUGCAGAAUGGUGACAUAUGUAUAUCUGGAUCCCGUGAUCGUACCAUGCAAGUUUGGGAUCUCCGGAAGUUAAACAAGACUUUAAAGGCGGAUAGUGCAUGCGUAAAAUCAAUCCAAGCACACAAGGGCUGGGUGUGGUCAUUGACCUCUCUAGGCAACAUACUCUGCUCUGCAUCAUGGGAUUGCUGGAUGAACUUUUGGGAUAUUGAAGCAGACUUCCAAAAAAUUGGUAGUGCAAAGGGGAACUCUGCAUUUCUCUGUUCUAUUUUGCAAGACGAUGUGGUUAUUGCUGGAUCGUAUGACAAGCAAAUCUACAUAUAUGAUAGAAAAGAUGGAUAUGCCCUAAUUUCCAAACUUCGUUAUCACAAGAAACCAGUGCUAUGCCUAUCAGCUGAUGAGCACUACAUUAUAAGUGGUAGUGAGGACAAUACCAUCGCUGUCUAUGAUAGAAGAGCAAACCGUCUGCUCAAGAAAGUCGUG